Callorhinus ursinus (northern fur seal) is the source of this 3751-nucleotide messenger RNA. It is a transcript of the gene ERCC2, whose product is annotated as ERCC excision repair 2, TFIIH core complex helicase subunit. Gene Ontology annotation, molecular function: DNA helicase activity; hydrolase activity, acting on acid anhydrides, in phosphorus-containing anhydrides; damaged DNA binding. Lineage: Eukaryota; Metazoa; Chordata; Mammalia; Carnivora; Otariidae. Gene Ontology annotation, biological process: positive regulation of mitotic recombination; transcription by RNA polymerase II; nucleotide-excision repair. The record is from RefSeq and is a predicted model, not a curated record. Gene Ontology annotation, cellular component: nucleus.
GACGCCGUUUCUCGCCGCGGCCGGCGCCAUGAAGCUGAACGUGGACGGGCUGCUGGUCUACUUCCCUUACGACUACAUCUACCCCGAGCAGUUCUCGUACAUGCUGGAGCUCAAGCGCACGCUGGACGCCAAGGGUCAUGGAGUCCUAGAGAUGCCCUCAGGCACUGGGAAGACAGUGUCCCUGUUGGCCCUGAUCAUGGCGUACCAGAGGGCGUAUCCACUGGAAGUGACUAAACUCAUCUACUGCUCCAGGACUGUGCCUGAGAUUGAGAAGGUGAUCGAAGAGCUGCGGAAGUUGCUCAACUUCUAUGAGAAGCAGGAGGGUGAGAAGCUACCGUUUUUGGGGCUGGCUCUGAGCUCCCGGAAGAACCUGUGUAUUCAUCCUGAGGUGAUGCCCCUGCGCUUUGGGAAAGACGUCGACGGGAGAUGCCACAGCCUCACAGCCUCAUACGUGCGGGCGCAGUACCAGCAGGACGCCAGCCUGCCCCACUGCCGCUUCUACGAGGAGUUUGAUGUCCAUGGGCGCCAGGUGCCCCUCCCUGCUGGCAUCUACAACCUGGAUGACCUCAAGGCCCUGGGACGGCGCCAGGGCUGGUGCCCCUACUUCCUCGCCCGCUAUUCGAUCCUGCACGCCAACGUGGUGGUUUACAGCUACCACUACCUCUUGGACCCCAAGAUUGCAGAGCUGGUGUCUAAGGAGCUGGCCCGCAAAGCUGUCGUGGUCUUCGACGAGGCCCACAACAUCGACAACGUCUGCAUCGACUCCAUGAGUGUCAACAUCACCCGCCGGACCCUCGACCGCUGCCAGGGCAACCUGGAGACCUUACAGAAGACAGUGCUCAGGAUCAAGGAGACAGAUGAGCAGCGUCUGCGGGAAGAGUACCGACGCCUGGUGGAGGGGCUGCGGGAGGCCAGUGCCGCCCGGGAGACGGACGCCCACCUGGCCAACCCCGUGCUUCCUGACGAGGUGCUACAGGAGGCUGUACCCGGUUCCAUCCGCACGGCCGAGCACUUCCUGGGCUUCCUGCGGCGGCUGCUGGAGUACGUCAAGUGGCGGCUGCGGGUCCAGCACGUGGUGCAGGAGAGCCCCCCUGCCUUCCUCAGCGGCCUGGCCCAGCGCGUGUGCAUCCAGCGCAAGCCCCUCAGAUUCUGUGCCGAGCGUCUCCGCUCCCUGCUGCACACCCUGGAGAUCGCUGACCUUGCCGACUUCUCUCCCCUCACCCUCCUGGCUAACUUCGCCACCCUUGUCAGCACCUACGCCAAGGGUUUCACCAUCAUCAUCGAGCCCUUUGAUGACAGGACCCCCACCAUUGCCAACCCCAUCCUGCACUUCAGCUGCAUGGACGCCUCACUGGCCAUCAAACCUGUGUUCGAGCGCUUCCAGUCUGUCAUCAUCACAUCUGGGACGCUGUCACCACUGGACAUCUACCCCAAGAUUCUGGACUUCCACCCUGUCACCAUGGCAACCUUCACCAUGACGCUGGCCCGGGUCUGCCUCUGCCCCAUGAUCAUUGGUCGUGGCAACGACCAGGUGGCCAUCAGCUCCAAGUUUGAGACCCGGGAAGAUAUUGCGGUGAUCCGGAACUAUGGGAACCUCCUGCUGGAGAUGUCCGCCGUGGUCCCUGAUGGCAUCGUGGCUUUCUUCACUAGCUACCAGUACAUGGAGAGCACCGUGGCCUCCUGGUACGAGCAGGGCAUUCUUGAAAACAUCCAGAGGAAUAAGCUGCUCUUCAUUGAGACGCAAGAUGGGGCCGAGACCAGCGUCGCCCUGGAGAAGUACCAGGAGGCCUGUGAGAAUGGCCGUGGAGCCAUCCUGCUGUCCGUGGCCCGGGGAAAAGUGUCCGAGGGAAUCGACUUUGUGCACCAUUACGGGCGCGCAGUCAUCAUGUUCGGCGUCCCCUACGUCUACACGCAGAGCCGCAUCCUCAAGGCACGGCUGGAGUACCUGCGGGACCAAUUCCAGAUCCGAGAGAAUGACUUUCUCACCUUUGAUGCCAUGCGCCACGCGGCCCAGUGCGUGGGCCGGGCCAUCCGGGGCAAGACGGACUACGGUCUCAUGGUCUUUGCUGAUAAGCGGUUUGCCCGGGCAGACAAGCGUGGGAAACUGCCUCGCUGGAUCCAGGAGCACCUCACUGACGCCAACCUCAACCUGACCGUGGAUGAGGGGGUCCAGGUUGCCAAGUACUUCCUGAGGCAGAUGGCUCAGCCAUUCCACCGGGAGGACCAGCUGGGCCUGUCCCUGCUCAGCCGGGAGCAGCUGGAGUCUGAGGAGACCCUGCGGAGGGUAGAGCAGAUUGCUCAGCAGCUGUAGCUCAGGGUGCGUACAGGGCCGUAGCAGUGCGGCGAUUCCGGGGUCUCACCUGGCCCUGGGGCCCAGCGGCUGGGAGGUGGCCUCAGGUCCUUACAGGAAACCUCAGGCAGGCAGUUCUGGCUUCCAGAUCUACAGCCUUUAAUUGGAGGAGAACGGGGAGCCCCAUAUCGUAGGUGCCCCCAAGAGGUGGGGAGCAACUCGGGGAGAUGAAAGGCCACCCCUUCCCCAUUCUUCCUGAGAAGCUGCAGCCACACGGUCCUGUCACCUUCAGCGGGGGCCCAGGUCCUGGGGGCUGGUGCUGAGGGUCCGCGAGGCCUCGCUCGGGUGCUGAUGGGGGAACUGCGGACAGGCGCAGGGGAGGGGUGGGCAAGGGGCAGGACCCGACCCCGAGGGCCACCCACCAGCAUCCUCGCUACUGGCUUGUCCCCCCCCCAGCCCUUCUGUUCUUGGGUCCGUUCCCACCCCUCCCUUGCCUCUGGGCCUGCCAGCGUGCCCCUCAGCCCCUCUCACCUGGGGCCCAGCAGCCUUUGGAGCAUCCGCAUCCAGCAUGUUGAGCGACAGGGCUCUCUUCAUCCUGUAAAAAGAGGGUGGCAGGGUGAGUCCCCCGAGUGGCUGCUUCCCACUCUGGGCAUAGACCUGCCUGGCACCGGAUGUGACUGUACGGGUGGCAGAGGAGAGGGGAACUGUGGAAGGUUCUGGAACAGGACAGGGAGUGGGGUGGGUUACAGAAGCUGCAGCGGUGGGGCUCUUGCCUGCCUGGAUCAGACACUCACCCGGCUGCACCUGCCACCCCCUCGCCUCGGAGACGGGAGACCAACUUCUCACUUCCACGCCUUAGCGAUUCCCGGAUCUUGGAGAAGGAGCUGCUCCGACGAAGGGUCUGGGGAGGGUGCCCAGGACCCCAGUCAGUUCCCCCCACCUUCUCCUCCGGUCCCCACCCUAGGAGCCGGAGCGAAGCCCAUCCCCCCUCCUCACCUGUUCUGUGUCACCAGCUGUGCCUGGGUUGGGGGCUCCUAGGAACAGAGGGGGGGGAAACAGUGCAAUGGGGACACGGAGCAGUCACCUGGGGGGCAAGGGCAGGGCUGGGGGCUCACCCAGAGGGGCAGGCAGGUCCUCGCGGCUCAGGAUCUCUCGGUACAGCUCUUCUGCUUGCUGGUACUUGUUCUGUUUCAGGUAGGCCGAGGCCUGCGGGGAGGGUGGGUGAUCGUGGCUCAGAUCUGGAGCUCCCCCGGCACAUCUCCCCCUCCCCCCACAACCUCGUGACCUAGGGCAGCUGACUGGUUCCUGCUCCACCCUGGGCUAGUGACACCACCUUUGUGCCUCAGUUCCCUUAUUUGCAAAAUGGGAUGAAAGGAGCACCUAGCUCCUAGGGUCCUUUGAGAAAUGGAUGGUCCUUUCCCUUAAGGACUAAGAAGGGGGUCAAUAAACAUUUGACUGUCA